ACACCCAAACUGUAAUCAAGUUCUAAUUAAUCAAGUCGCGUAUUUCUCGACAGAGGUCGCGGUGCGAUGACGUCACCGACUCUCGCGCAUCACAACAGACAGUUACCGGCGCGCCGCGUCGCUACCUGCGCGUUCUUAAUACAAACUUUAAAUUGUAACUGUUAUUAAAGAAACUUAGCUGUUUUAGUUGAAGUAAAUAAAUAGCUGUGAUAGUGUAGUGUAAAAUACUGAGUGGUAUUUUUACUUUAGAGUUAAGUGCCAAGUCAAAGCGCUUGAGGGUACAGUACAGUUAGCGUAAAGAAAUCACGGCAGUUUCGACCUAAUAAAGAAUAGCUGUCAUUCUUACUACAACGCGAAUGGUAGUGAGUGAUGAAGUGUGCAAAGUGUUAGUGUUUUUGUGUGUGAAAUAACUGCGUGGAUUGCAGACGUUUAGGAAUGUUCUGUUAGCGCAGAAAAAGGCGUUGCUAGCAGCAUGCAAAACACAACAGACACCACGCCACCAUCAGGCGUGGUGGAACUGCGCGAAGAUAUCCCACUAAAAGCGGGUGCCAGUAGCGGUGGCAGCUGCGGCACUCCACGCCUCAUUGCGGGAUGCUUCGCUGCCCUGUCUGCGGCUGUGACUAUAGCUCUUCUCACGCAGAUAUACUAUGGCGACUAUCAGGUAGUGCCCCACGGCUCCGUGUCAAGCGCAGCGGAGGCAUGCUCUUCAGCCGGCACGGGUGCUCUGAAAGCUGGUGGGCGAGCGAUGGACGCCGCUGCUGCUGCGGCGUUAUGCCUAGCGUUGCUCGCGCCGCACCGCACUAGCAUUGAUGCGAGCGGAAGCCUCCUCUACUGGGAGUACCGCAACAGCACCGCGCGCGAUGAAGGCCCCACGCUCAUGGAGUGGGGGGGACCGAACCAGGGGGGCGUGCCGCGGCUACUGGUCGCGCUGGCGCAGCUGCAUGCGCGGUAUGGUGCGUUACCUUGGAGCCAGGUGCUGCAGCCGGCCAUCGAUCUCGCCAGAGGCGGUUACACAGUGUCAAGAGGUUUGGCGAUGGCGGCGAGCGAAGCCGGCCGCCCCGGUUGGCUCGCAAACGGCGUGCGCGCCGACGCCGCCUACGCCGACUAUCUUGAGAUGCUGCAGCGCAACACUAGUGCAGAGCUAACGGCGAUCUGGUCCAAAGAGUCAAACACGGUACGGUUUUCGUCGGCGCUGGCUACUCCAGCUGGCGGCUGGAGAUUGUACGCCGGCGGCGCUGGCGCUGUGUCGGCAGCGAGAGCACUCGUUGCGGCAAUCGAGAUACCCCUCGACGUUGAUGGGGCCGAGCGCAGGGUAGUUGCUGCUCUUGUGAAUGAGGCGCACGAUGAAACACCGCCGGCCGGCGGCGUGGCGACCGGCCUGGCUGUGGUAGAUCCCGUUGAUACCUACAUUGCACUUGUCACAGGACUAUCGGUACCGUUCGGCUCGCUGCCACCCUGGGGCGUAGAUGGUACGGGCGGCGAGGGCAGCGCUGCCAAUGCUCGAGAUUCACCCGCUGCGCCGAUUGACCUCGCACCUGCCAUUUUACUCAACGAGAACGUCUGUGGUACUCGCUACGUGCUUGGGGCUGAAUCAUCAAGCGCGCUAGCGCAAGCAGCUGCCUCGCUAGCAAGCAGCGCGGGCGACGAGCUCGGCCUAGCGAUAGAACGAGCCCGCGUCGGCGUGUUACCAGGCGGCGUGCUGGCAUUAGAGUCGGCGGCACCGCCUUCGCUCCAGCCUCUAGUCGGCGCGACGGUCAAUGCUUCUCUUCCCUAUGCUGCGGUUAAUGUAGUGCAGCAGCGGGGCGAUGCGCUCGCCAGCCAUGCUGACAGUCGCAGCGGUGGGCUUUCUUCGCGUUUCUAGCACUUCCCACAUCAUACUUGUUAACAAUGAAGUAUUAUAGAUAGUAUAAAAUUGAGUCUUAAAAUGCUAGCUGCUGGAAAAUAUAGGUAAAGUCUAAAGAUUGACUAAUUGACAUGUUGUAAUGUAAGACGUUUUAUACUCGUAAAGGCAUCUAACUAUUAGAAAGAGAUUGCUGCUUAUACUACAGAUUAAAU
This is a messenger RNA of Cydia pomonella (codling moth), 2055 nucleotides long. RefSeq names its product glutathione hydrolase 6-like. NCBI's taxonomy places the organism in Eukaryota, Metazoa, Arthropoda, Insecta, Lepidoptera, Tortricidae. Bases 473 to 1861 code for a protein of 462 amino acids. Gene Ontology annotation, molecular function: glutathione gamma-glutamate hydrolase. Gene Ontology annotation, biological process: glutathione catabolic process. The transcript is spliced from 10 exons. The record is from RefSeq and is a predicted model, not a curated record. Gene Ontology annotation, cellular component: plasma membrane.